AUUGAAAAAAAAAAAGUGUGGAAGCCGUGGAGGAGCAUAAAAAUAAAUAAAAAAUCAAACUCCUUUUCCUUCCUCAAACCACCAAAUCGAUCUUUACGGUCCAAAACGGCGUCUGGUUAAUGCCUGGAAGCCGCGGGGAGAUAACGGUGGAUGAUCAGAACGGAGUCGAUAACGAUCACAAGAGGAGGAAGAAGAAGAAGGAGGGAGGGGAUGGAACUGAGACCGAGAAUCAAUUAGUAAUGCCUUCAAUUUCGAAACCCAGGAAGCGAUUUAUAGACAAAUUCAGAAAGAGACCUAAAUCACAAAAUCAAUCAUCUUCAUCUUCGUCUUCAAGGUCUGGGUCGCGUAAAGGAGGAUGCUUUUCUUUGAGGAGACGUCGGAGGAGAACAGAGGAGGAGGAGGAGGAGGAGGCUUCUCCUUCUUCUCCAGUUUCUGAUCCUAACGAUGAAUGCUUCACUCAUGAGAUGCUGCGUGUUAUGUUGGAGACUAAUGAUUUCUGCUCUAAUGAGUGUAAUCCGCAUCGGUGAUUUUGUGUAAGUUUUGUUCAUCGUGGGGAAGGGGGAAUGAUUCUUGUUAUAGAUUUUUUUUUUUUUUUUUUUUUUUUCUCAAUCAAUCUGUAUAGAACUUUCUUCGUCUGGUUAAAUCCAUCAAUGCCUAUGAUCAUCAUUUAUCAGUAUGGUAAAGCAAUUGUGUAUGGAAUCUGAUUCGUAUAGCAGUGUGUGA
Molecule: messenger RNA, 723 nt
Organism: Brassica oleracea var. oleracea
Lineage: Eukaryota; Viridiplantae; Streptophyta; Magnoliopsida; Brassicales; Brassicaceae
Product: nuclear localization sequence-binding protein
Exons: 1
Coding region: 120-527 (135 amino acids)
Source: RefSeq, a predicted model, not a curated record